Messenger RNA from Hypanus sabinus (Atlantic stingray), 9300 nucleotides. RefSeq names its product phosphate cytidylyltransferase 1A, choline a (gene pcyt1aa). The record is from RefSeq and is a predicted model, not a curated record. Gene Ontology annotation, molecular function: choline-phosphate cytidylyltransferase activity; phosphatidylcholine binding. NCBI's taxonomy places the organism in Eukaryota, Metazoa, Chordata, Chondrichthyes, Myliobatiformes, Dasyatidae. Gene Ontology annotation, biological process: CDP-choline pathway. Gene Ontology annotation, cellular component: endoplasmic reticulum. The coding region runs from base 407 to 1495 and encodes 362 amino acids. The transcript has 11 exons.
CCGUCCCCCAAUUCAGUCCGGGCGCCGAGACAGAUUGGAGUUUCCACGGGAGUGGCUCCAGUAGCACAACUCAGGCGGUGGCUGAUCUCUGAGUCGAUGUCUGCCUUUGAGGAGAGAACGCUGACAAGUGCAGGGUGCUUGGACUCAGGGUACUGAAGCAGUUUUGAGAGCUUCGUUGCCUCAUUAGACAGCCUCUGGGCCCGAACUCCAGCGUCCCGCCCGCAUACCGCCAGACGCCUUGGCCAGGCGCGGCUGGUCAUGGUUGGAUGAGAGGACAAGGUCAGGGCCGGAGGUCCCCGUACCGGGGCCGCGGCAGUCGCAGUCCAGAGAGAGCGACCCACCGAGCGAGGAUUGCGACAGGACGCACACCCGGCCUCCUUGUAGCCCGCUGCGGACGCCAGAUGAGAUGGAGAUGCCGGUUGCUGCCAGACUGAACUCCAGAAAGAGGAGGCAGGACGGAUCAGGUCCCAAUGGCACCACCAACGAUGACCCCAUCCCAUUGAAAAUCCCGCGACCGGCCCUUUCAAUGCCGGCUCCUUUCGCAAAUGAGAAUGGAAUGAGAACGGAGAAGCCAUAUCAGCGUGUGACGUUUGAAGAGGCAAAAGCUGGGACCUCCUGGGAUCGCCCAGUACGAGUUUAUGCUGACGGUAUCUUUGAUCUCUUUCACUCUGGCCAUGCAAGGGCACUAAUGCAGGCAAAGAGCCUUUUUCCAAACACAUUUCUAAUUGUGGGAGUGUGCAACGAUGACCUGACCCACCAGUUCAAAGGGUUCACUGUGAUGAAUGAGGCGGAGAGGUAUGAUGCAGUCAGGCAUUGCCGCUAUGUCGACGAGGUGGUCCGGAACGCACCCUGGUCACUGUCUCCCGAGUUCCUCGAGAUGCACAGGAUCGACUUUGUAGCUCAUGAUGAUAUCCCAUAUUCCUCUGCAGGAAGUGAUGAUGUUUACAAACACAUUAAAGAUGCAGGGAUGUUUGCCCCGACACAGAGAACAGAAGGGAUCUCCACAUCGGACAUCAUUACCAGAAUAGUGCGUGAUUAUGAUGUGUAUGUGCGGCGGAACCUGCAACGUGGUUAUACUGCCAAAGAGCUGAAUGUCAGCUUUAUAAACGAGAAGAAGUACAACCUACAAGAGCGUGUCGAUAAAGUCAAGCAGAAGGUUAAGGAUGUGGAAGAAAAGUCCAAGGAGUUUGUGCAGAAAGUUGAGGAGAAGAGCAUUGACCUGAUUCAAAAAUGGGAGGAAAAGUCGAGGGAAUUCAUUGGAAACUUCUUGGAAAUGUUUGGCCCUGAGGGAGCCUUGAAACACAUGCUGAAGGAGGGCAAAGGCCGAAUGCUACAAGUCAUCACUCCGAAACAGAGCCCGAGCAGCAGCCCGACCCGGGAGCGGUCCCCCUCGCCCUCUUUCCGGUGGCCCUUCUCCAAGACCUCCCCGCCCUGCUCGCCCAAGUCAGACCUGGAUGCAACCGGCUACAAUACCAGUGAUGAUGAAACCGAGUAACGGUGCUACACCCUCUCUCUCUUUCUCUUCCUCCUUCCCAAGGUCUUCACUACUGCACCCCAGCCACUCCCCCUCUUUCCCUCAAUUCCUUCUGGUUGUCCAAGAGGCUGCAGUAAUGGGACACGUAUUCCUUCACAGAUCUGAACAAGCAGGGUUAAGUUGGACUUGGGAACUAAAACAACCAUUUUUCCACAGAGAAACAGCUCAAAAACUAUGCAAACUGCUUUUUUUUUUCUUUUUAAGCAUAUUAAACUAAUUAAAAAGAAAAUUCCUUGAAAAGAUCACAAGGAAAAAUAGCUUUUCUUUGAUAUUUUAGCCUUGCGCCUCAGCAUCUCUCAAGAGCUGGGGUUGGAGAUCAGAACAUUUGUGUAUCUUUGGGGGGGUGGGGGGGUGGCCAGAAAUGUACCUAUCUUUCCAACUCAGUGUAGGGAUAUUUCAAACACUCCCCACUGCUGCAAUUGACCCUACAGGACCACGUACCAUGUCAUGGAGGGAUUAAUGCAUUCCGAUCCCAGACCAGCUGAAUUGCUUCAAAAUUCACAGCAAAUUUAUUAUCGAGGUAUGUGUACUCACUUAUGGCUGUCACGCCUACUGGGACAUAGACGUCAACAGCAGCUCACCAGUGUCUUCUGCCCUGGGCCAGUCUUUCAUGUAGCCCAUCUUCUUUGUGUCUAAGAUCGUCCGCUCCCAGGAGUGAGGUCUUUGUUGGAGCUUCUGUUGCCGUUUCUGUAGCUUUGGGUUUUUAUGUGGUGGGGUUUCUAACCCAUGCCCAACCCUCCUCCUCCUGCAGCUGGGCUGGGGACCACCUGUCACGGGUUUAAAGUAUGUAUAUGUCACCAUAUACCAGCCUGAUUCAUUUUCUUGUGGGCAUUCACAGUAAAUACAAAGAAACCCAAUAGAAUUAAUGACCGACAUACAGCCAAUGUGAAGGACAACAAAUGGUGCAAAUACAAAUAGAAAAACAAAAUAAGAGGUAAAUACGUAAAUAAAUAAUAUUGAGAACAUGAGUUGUAGAGUCCUUAAAGUGAGUCUGUAGGUUGUGGAAUCAGUUCAUUGUUGAGGUGAGUGAAGUUAUUCACACCGGUUCAGGAGCCUGCUGGUUGAGGGGUAAUAAUUGUUCCUCAACCUGCUGGUAUGGGACCUAAGGCUCCUGUACUUCCACUGGUGUAGUCAGCAGCGAGAAGAGAUCAUGGCCUGGAUGGUGGAUGAUGUUUUUUCUGUAGAUGUGCUCAGUGUGGGGAGGUAUCGCACAGAUAAGUGGAGCUGCUUUAGAUGAGAGUACGAUACCACCGACUGCAGGGUGCUGGGAAAGUGUGGAAGGGGAUUCUGAAACUGGAGCAUGUGGUACUGAUGACCAAGAACAGAGGGCAGGAGCAGUGCUGUCGAUAUUCUAGGGAGCACAGAACCUCAACCAUGUGUGACGUGAGAGGAGAGGGAGCCAGAGUUGUGGGGAGAGAUUCUUAGAUCUUAGAACAGUACAGCACAGGAACAGGCCCUUUGGCCCACAAUGUUGUGCUGAGUCGAUUAAAUCAGUAAUCAAAUGGCCAGCUAAACCUAUCUCUUCUGCCUACACGGAGUCCACAUCCUUCCAUAUUUUUCACAUUCAUGUGUCUAUCUAAAUGUCUCUUAAAAGUCUCUAAUGUAUCUGCCUCUACCACCAUUCCUAGCACCCACCCCUCUCUGUGUGUAAAAAAAAAACAACUUGCCUCUGACAUCUUUAAAAUUGCCCCCUCUUACCUUAAAUACAUGCCCUAUGGUAUUAGACAUUUCAACCCUGUGGAAAAGAUACUGCCGCGCUAUCUAUGGCUCUCAUAAGCACCUAUCAGAUCUCCCUUCAGCCUCUGCCAUUCCAGAAAGAAAUGCAAGUUUGUCAAACCUCUCUUUAUAGCACGUUCCCACCUAUCCAGACAGCAUCUUGUGCACCCUCUACAAAGCCUGGACAUCCUUCCUAUAAUGGGACGACCAGAACUCUAUGCAAUACUCCAGAAGCAGCCUAACAACAGAUCUCCCCUCAGCUUCUGCCGUUCCAGAGGAAAAGACACUGUCUAUCUAAUCUAUCCAAGCAUGCUGGAGAUGAAGGGGACAGAAGCCAGCAUGUAGGGGAGAGUGGAAGGAGUACAAUCUGCUUUCCUUUCCAGUCCGGAUGAAGGGUCUCAGCCUGAAACAUUAACUGUUUAUUUAUUUCCAUAGAUGCUGCCUGACCUGCUAGGUUCCUCCAGCAUUUUGUGUGUGUUGCUCUGGAUUUCCAGGAUCUGCACGAUCUUUUGUGCUUAUUGUUAGGAAUCUGUGUGUUUUUUUAAAAAAAACUCUGCACUUAUUUGAAAUUAAAAACUCUCAUCGUAAAUGCAUGCCCUCAGCCCCUCUUCAGCAUCCAGGAUGAUUCCCCUUCCUGGACAAUAUUUGGCUGUCAUCAGAGUGCUGCCAGAGGCGGUGGGGGGGGUGGGUUAGGAGGACAGGGCCGUGAGUGGAUGCAGUUUGCCCAGGCAGGCUGCUCUGUGCACUGAGAGGGCUGUUGGUGGGUCUCCACCCAGCUAACAAGAGUCACCUGCCACAUGUUUCCAACUCGUCACCUGCAACCUAUUUAAACCCAGCCCUCAGCUUCAAUCUUUGUUCACUCAUCUGGUCAGGAAAUGUUCGGGAGGCAUGACCCAAAAGCAAACUAGUGGGAAUGUUUUAGUGGUGAGCAAUACCAACUGCAAAAUAACAAGCCACAAGGAGCCACAAAAGAGACACUAGAUUUAUUUAUUUAUUUAUCUAUUUAUUUAUUGAGAGAUAUAGCGUGGAAUGGGCACUUCCAGCCCUUCGAGCUGCACUGCCUAGCAACCCCGAUUUAACCUGAACGUAAUCACGGGACAGUUUACAAUGACUAAUUAACUUACUAACUGGGAUGUCUUUGGACUGUGCAAAGAAAGUAGAGCACCUGGAGAAAUACCAUGUGGUUCACAGGGAGGGCAUACAAUCUCCUUAUAGUGGAUACCAGGAUUGAUCUCCGAUGCCUCGAGCUGUAAUAGUAUUAUGCUAACCAUUACACCGCUGUGGUGCCUUCAUUGGCAACAAAGCAACGGAAAGCUAAGGGCAAAUGGUUGAUGCUGGCUGGUUUGAUGAGUGAACAGGGAUUGUGGAUGAGAUCUGGGUUUAAAUAGGCUGCAGGUGAUGAGUUGGAAAUGACUGGCAGGUGACUCCUUUUAGCUUGAUCUUGGCCCAAAACGUGGACUGUUUACUUCUCUUCAUAGAUGCCUCCUGACCUGCUGUGUUCCUCCAGUAUUUUGUGUGUGUUACCAGCAUCUGCAGAGUCUCUUGUGUAUGCAAGGCACCUACAAAUCCUUUAAUAUACAUUGACUAUAUCUUUAAAUCUGUAUCUUCAGGGUCUUUGGAGACCAUUAACUUAACUCGCUGCAUGUUCAGUAGGUGUUGCUGGUUGGUGCAGUGUAUAUUUAAGGCGGUUUAUCAAAGCAAGUUGAACAUUAUAGUUGUAGAGCCAUUAUUCGAGUUGAGUGCGAUGUUCUCUUAUUGGUGGGUCCUCAGGUGGCUGUAGAGGCCGAUCUGGGAUCCACAUGUUCUGUUGCCCUGUGGGCACGAGUAAGUGGUGGCUGUGGUUCGUGGUUGGUUCAGCGUCACCUUUCACAGCUGCCUCUCGUUCUCUGUGGCACAGCGGAGGUCGCUCCCACGUAGUGCAGUUGCCUGUUGAGCAGAUUUCCUUCAAGUGUAUCUACUGGGUGCCAUGUCUCCCCAGUCUUUAUUGUGUUGAAUUUCUUAAGAUCUAUUUUGAUGUUAUCUUUAAAGUGUUUCCUUUACCCACCAGGGGCUCGCUGACCUUCCUUCAACUGUGAGUAGCCAUUUGUUACUGGUGUUAUUGAAGGAUGUUUGCAGGCGAGAGGAGUGCGUGCAGUCUGGUAGGUGUUGGAUUCAGAUGUUCCCUUCAGUAGUCGGGAAAGAGGCACAAAACCUGUUGCUUAAUGCUUGGCUUAGUAAGCGUAGAUAGAAGAAAGGAAAAUUGAAAAAUCGAAUCACAGAGUAACAGGACCAGAAACUAUAAAUAUGAGAUUCUGCAGAUGCUAGAAAUCUCACCAACGCACACAAAGUGCAGCAUGUACGGAAAGGAAUAAGCAGACAAUGUUUUGGGCUGAGACCCUUCAUCAAGACUGGAGAAGAAGCUAGUAGCAGAGGACAGAACCAGGACUUGCAGCAUGGUCAACGCCAGUGUCUGAGGCACAGCGAGGGUGUCUAAGACUUUUGCACAGUACUGUAUUUAUCAAUGUGGAGCGGAGAGGGAGUUUUUUAAUCUGGCGGGAGCAAUGAAUGUUGGGAAUGAUGAGGGAAGAGCACGGUGGGAAGGGUGUGGGACAAGUGGCAGAGAAGGAGUGCCAGGGGCAGCGAGUGUGUGGAUACAGACACACCCAGCCCUGAGACACCAGGCAGGGUGAUCUGAUUCCAAACAAUUGGCUUUUUGAUCAUUACAGAAUGUCUCUCUGGUGCUUCCUGCUCCCUCACCACUCCCUCCCCUUUUUCCCAACCAUGAUUCCCCUCUCCCUCCCUCCAUCCCACUCUCUGUCCACAAUGGAGACCCAUAUCAGAAUCAGGUUUAUCGUCACUCAAAUAGGUCAUGAAACACUUUUUUGCGCUAGCAGUACAAUGCAAUGCAUAAAAUUACCACAGUGUUGUGUAAAAGUCUUAAGCACUCUAGCUAUCAAUCUAAUAUAUAUAUAUAUUUGCAAGGAAACUAAGAAUUAAACAGUUGGAUCCAACAUAGGUGAUGGGAAUCCACUCUGUAUCUACCUAGACCCUCUGCACAAGUUUACAUAAAUGAAAACGGAGAUACAAUUGCACCUUGUAUGUGUACAGCUGGUUCAUGCUGGACCUUAACUGAACAUCAGGACGUGGCGAUUUUGAUUCCGACCCCUCAUAGUUAUUGACAACUGAAACUUCCCUGGAUGUCAAUGAACUUUUUAAUCACCACCAGGAAUCCCUUUGCUACAUAGAAGCAUAGAAAAUAAGUGCAGGAGUAGGCCAUUCGGCCCUUUGAGCCUGCACCACCAUUCAGUAUGAUCAUGGCUGAUCAUCCAACUCAAAACCCUGUACCUGCUUUCUCUCCAUACCCCCUGAUCCCUUUAGCCACAAGGGCCAUAUCUAACUUCCUCUUAAAUAUAGCCAAUGAACCGGCCUCAACUGUUUCCUGUGGCAGAGAAUUCCACAGAUUCACCAGUCUCUGUGUGAAGAAAUUUCUCCUCAUCUUGGUCCUAAAAGGCUUCCCCUUUAUCCUUAAACUGUGACACCCUCCUUCUGGACUUCCCCAACAUCGGAAACAAUCUUCCUGCAUCUAGCCUGUCCAAUCCCUUUAGAGUUUUAUACGUUUCAAUAAUAUCCCCCCUCAAUCUUCUAAAUUCCAGUGAGUAUAAGCCUAGAUCCAGUCUUUCUUCAUAUGAAAGUCCUGUCAUCCCAGGAAUCAAUCUGGUGAACCUUCUUUGUACUCCCUCUAUGGCAAAAAUGUCUUUCCUCAGAUUAGGGGACCAAAACUGCACACAAUACUCUCAUGAGUGUGUGAUGGUGUUAAGUGUCUUGAGAAAUCACCAGCCCCCUAUAAGGCGCCAUGGUAGUGAAGCGGCUAGCCUGUUACAGCUCGGGGCAUUCUGCAUUUCAAUACUGGUGCUGUUCUGAAAGGAGUCUCUGUGUCUAGGUCCUUCUGUUUCCUUUCACAGUCUAAAGGUGUACUGGGUAGGUUAACCUGUCGUUGUAAAUUGUCCUGUAAUUAGGUAAUGGUUAAUCAGGUUUGUUGGGGGUUGUUGGAAUGGUGUGGGCCAAAGGGAUGGAAAGGCCUACUCCGCAUUGUAUCGCUAAAUAAAAUAAAAUAAAAACACUACGAAUAUUGCAGGGGAGGUUUCCCUGUCACAAGGAUUUGGAACAUGAACACAAGAGGAUGUCACAGUAGCGUAGUGGUUAGCAUGACGAUGUUACAGCCCAGGGCUUUUGGAGUUCAGAGUUCAAUUCCAGUGCCAUCUGGAAGGAAUUUGUUAGUUUCCCCGUGAACCGCUGUCCACAUGGCAUGCUGGUUCGUAGGUUAAUUGGUCGUCGUAAUUUGUCCUGUCAGGGUGGAUUGCUGGGUGGAAGAGUUUGUUCACCACUGUAUCUCAAUAAAAGACUGCAAACAGAAGCGACACACACAAGAUGCUGGAGGAACUCAGCAGGUCAGACAGCAUUUGCAGAAAGGAAUAAAGAGUCGAUGUUUCAGGCUGAGCCUUUCCAACAGGACUCCGAAACACUGACGCUUUUUGCCUUUCUACGGAUGCUCUCUGACCUGCUGAGUUCCUCCAGUAUUCUGUGUUACUCUGGAUCUCGUGUUAAAGAUUCUGCAAAUACUGGAACUCCAGAGUAAUACCCUCAAAAUGCUGGAACAGCUCACCAGGUCUGACACAAGUUGUCAGAUUCUGAAACUAUGGUCCUGUUUAAUUUAUGACAUCUUGAGAUUCUGUCAAAGUUUCACUCUAUAUUUUUUAAUUAAAGCAAGUUUUUUAACACACCUGCACUGCGGAUGGCUGAAGGAGAGUAGUAUUAUCAGUGUGUUCCAGUAGCAUGGGUGCAUAGCACUGCCUAGUCUUCUGCUCUGAACUAGGCUUAAAAAGCAGUGUAGUGCCUCUCCCAAGGAACUGGAGGGUGUACUUUGUAGCCAGUACAGUUGUCACUGUGAUAAUGUUGGAGAAGAGAGAACACUGUGAGUGCUGAGCGGGGUCAGUAGUCUCUGUGUGUCCAAUCCUGCAACCCCAUCCCUCUGUUCCCCUCCCUCCCCACCUCACAUAUUCCCCUGUGUUUGUCCCCUGCAGCCUCCCCCUCCCUCUUUCUAUCACAGCACAAUUCUAUUAUAGCUCAGGGUGUCAGAGUUCAGAGUUCAAUUCCGAUGUCAUCUGUAAAGUGUCUCUACGUCCUCCCCCGUGGAUAUGUGUGUUUCCUCCGGGUGCUCUGGUUUCCUCCCACUGUCCAAUGAUAUAUCGGUUAGUAGGUUAAUUAGUCAUUGUAAAUUGUCCUGUGGUUAGGCUGGGGUUGCUGGCAGCAUGGCCUAUUCCGCCCUGUAUCUCUGAAUGAAGUAGAAUAUGUUUCUGUCACCAUGUCCUGCCGCCCAAGUUCAGCCACAGCCUGGAACCAGGCUCCCCAGCCGCAGUAUCACUGAUCACCAGCCUCACGGACGUUACUUGGUGACUGUGCCAGUCCCCUCAUAGCGGCGAGCUUGAGAAGGGGUGACAGUCAGGUGGAUAGACUCUGAAAUUGGCCAGGAGUUCUCUGGGAAGGCAGGACUUGGCAAGGCAGCAGUCUGUCGAAUCGUAAGCAGCCUGUAUCCAAUGGAGAGGCCCAGGGCUUCCUGUCCCACCACGGAAGCACCAUUUGGGUAUUGUGGAUGGGGUCGGUGGUCUCCAGUUAACAGUGAAGACCAAGGUUUGGGACAGUGGUUCAGUCCACUCAGUGGGGUGGGGAAGAGUUGGUGUGGCAAUGUGAACUUGUCUAUUUUUAAUUUAUGCAAUAGCCAAACACUGUUUCUUGUGGAUUGUUUUAAUGUGAGUUUAAAAAAAACUUGUUUAAAAAAAAAGUCCAUCUUUUUACAAUCGUUAAGACUUCUGGUUCAACUUCAGAGGGGAAGGGUGUAAUUUUCCAAGAUUGAAACACGAAGGUUUAUGGGUUUGGCUCCGAACUGAGAUAUUUGUUACAAAGUUUAAUGUUGUAAGUAAGGAGUCAGUGCUGAUCUUUUAAUCAACUUGCGGCUGUUAAAUAGUGAGAAAUUGUCAGAUUAAAUUGCAGUGUUAUAUUCUGCCUCUCUUCUG